AUGGCGGUUGUCACAUCCUGGACUGUGCACAGUGUCACUGUUCCCAUAGUAAUCUUUAUUAUACUUCUGCUCAUGAGACCUUCAGACCAGUUCACAGUGAUAGGACCUGCUGAGCCUAUUCUUGUUAAGCUGGGCGAAGAUGUCCUGUUACCUUGUCACCUCUCCCCUAAGAUGAGUGCCAAGAACAUGGAGGUGAGAUGGUUCCAAUCUCACUUCUCUGAUGCUAUCUAUGUGUACCGGGAUGAGAAGGCUCAAGAUGAAGAGCAAGCGGUGGAGUACAGAGGAAGGACUGAGCUUAUGAAGGAUACUAUUGCUGAAGGGAAUGUGGCCCUGCGAAUCCAAAGAGUCAGGACAUCAGACAAUGGACAAUAUUGGUGCCGAUUUCAGGAAAACCAUGAAUAUGGAGAAGUUCAAUUAAAAGUGAUAGUAACAAGUCUUGGCACUGACCCUUCUAUUCGAAUGGAGGGGCCUGUGGACAAAAGGAUCCGAUUAGUAUGCAACUCAAGGGGGUGGUUCCCAGAACCCCAGGCAAAGUGGAAAAAUACUGGGGGAGAAGAACCACUUUUCUCAAAGAUUCAGAUCCUAUUCAUUGAUGGGCUAUUUGAUGUGGAGAUGUCCCUUGAGGUUAGAGAAGACAGUUCUGUGAGAAAUGUGUCCUGUUCUAUCUAUAAUCCUGUGCUGGGUGAGGAGAAGGUGUCCUUCAUUUCCAUCUCAGAAAAGCUUGAUGAAGAACUUGUUACAAGCACCAGAAAAGCAGCAGAUGGACUUUGGGUAUAUGUGGUUCUUUUCAUUUGUUUCAUGAUAUAUACAGAAAUUACUUGUCAAAAAAGAGAGAGAGAAGACACUGGAAAUCAGCAAGUAUGCCAAAGAGAAUGUUGCCAAAGAGAGACAUCAGCUUGGGAGCAAAACCAAAUGAUUAGAGAGCCAUUGGAUAAAGAGAAGGAACCCUUGGCUAAUGAAAGAGAAUCCUUAGUGAAAGAAAGGGAAUCCUUGGCUAAAGAGAGACAAUCCCUGGCUAAAGAGAGGGAAUCCUUGAAUGCAGACAGAGAAUCACUGGCUAAAGAGAGACAAUCCUUGGCUAAAGAGAGGGAAUUCUUGGAUACUAAGAGAGAGUCAUUGAAUAAAGAGAACUAUGCAAGUGGACGAGAAGAGCAGAAAGACUCAGUGGACUGGGGGGAAAGUAAAUACCUAGCCAAGGAGAGAGAGUCACUGGCUAAAGAAGUAGACUCCUUACAUAAAGAGAGAGAAUCCCUGGCUACUGAGAGAGAAUUCUUGGUGAAAGAGAGGGAAUCCUUGAAUGCAGACAGAGAAUCACUGGCUAAAGAGAGACAAUCCUUGGCUAAAGAGAGGGAAUUCUUGGAUACCAAGAGAGAGUCAUUGAAUAAAGAGAACUAUGCAAGUGGACGAGAAGAGCAGAAAGACUCAGUGGACUGGGGGGAAAGUAAAUACCUAGCCAAGGAGAGAGAGUCACUGGCUAAAGAAGUAGACUCCUUACAUAAAGAGAGAGAAUCCUUGGCUACUGAGAGAGAAUUCUUGGCUAAAGAGAGGGAAUCCUUGAAUGCAGACAGAGAAUCACUGGCUAAAGAGAGACAAUCCUUGGCUAAAGAGAGGGAAUUCUUGGAUACUAAGAGAGAGUCAUUGAAUAAAGAGAACUAUGCAAGUGGACAAGAAGAGCAGAAAGACUCAGUGGACUGGGGGGAAAAUAAAUACCUAGCCAAGGAGAGAGAGUCACUGGCUAAAGAAGUAGACUCCUUACAUAAAGAGAGAGAAUCCCUGGCUACUGAGAGAGAAUUCUUGGUGAAAGAGAGGGAAUCCUUGAAUGCAGACAGAGAAUCACUGGCUAAAGAGAGACAAUCCUUGGCUAAAGAGAGGGAAUUCUUGGAUACCAAGAGAGAGUCAUUGAAUAAAGAGAACUAUGCAAGUGGACGAGAAGAGCAGAAAGACUCAGUGGACUGGGGGGAAAGUAAAUACCUAGCCAAGGAGAGAGAGUCACUGGCUAAAGAAGUAGACUCCUUACAUAAAGAGAGAGAAUCCCUGGCUACUGAGAGAGAAUUCUUGGCAAAAGAGAGGGAAUCCUUGAAUGCAGACAGAGAAUCACUGGCUAAAGAGAGACAAUCCUUGGCUAAAGAGAGGGAAUCCUUGAAUACAGAGAAAUGGUCAUCAAAGAAAGAGACAAAGUCCCUGGAUAAAGAGAGACAAUUUUUUACCUCAAAGAAAGAAGUUGUUGGUAAAGAGAACAAACUUCAAGUUGAGUUGCAGGAAGAAAUUGAGAGAAGAAAGGAUCUAUACCAUGCAGACUGGAGAAAGGCCCACCUCUAUGCUGACUGGAGGAAAGAACAGUUCCAGGCAGUGCAUGUGACUUUGGAUCCAGACACAGCACAUCCAGAUCUUAUUUUAUCUGAGGAGUGGAGAUGUGUUAUCCGGGGAGAAAGUCCCCAGAGUUUCCCUGACACCACUAAUAGAUUUGACUCUCUGCCUUGUGUUCUGGGACAAGAGAAGAUCACCUCAGGGAGACAUUACUGGGAGGUAGAGGUUGGGAACAGAGCUGACUGGGACUUGGGAGUUUGUAGAGAUGAUGUGAAAAAGAAAGGCGUGGUCACUGUAUCCCCUGAGAAUGGCUUCUGGGCUCUCAGGCUAUAUGAUGAUGAAUAUUGGGCCCUCACUUCCCCUCCAACUUCCCUCUCCUUGAGACAGUCCCCUCACAAGCUGGCCAUUUUCGUAGACUAUGAUGCUGGAGAUGUCUCAUUCUACAAUAUGAACGAUGGGUCCCAUAUCUAUAAUUUUACUUCAAUUUCCUUUUAUGGGGCCCUCUGUCCUUUUAUUAGGCUUUGGUCAUAUGACCAAGCUCCCGUGACCAUCUGUCCAGAGCCUUAGAGAAAUUUCCUCUCUCUGCCUUCCUGCCUUCCCUCUGGUUCUUGAGGGUGGGGUGCUGGGGUGCUUAAGUCCUUAAACCAAGCCCCAUCCUUGUUCCCUGUCAAUUCUCAGGCCUCUUAGUGGAGUCAGACAGUAGGUGCCACUCU
This is a messenger RNA of Dromiciops gliroides (monito del monte), 3020 nucleotides long. RefSeq names its product butyrophilin subfamily 2 member A1-like. Lineage: Eukaryota; Metazoa; Chordata; Mammalia; Microbiotheria; Microbiotheriidae. The coding region runs from base 1 to 2874 and encodes 957 amino acids. Gene Ontology annotation, cellular component: external side of plasma membrane. Gene Ontology annotation, biological process: T cell receptor signaling pathway; regulation of cytokine production. Gene Ontology annotation, molecular function: signaling receptor binding. The transcript is spliced from 10 exons. The record is from RefSeq and is a predicted model, not a curated record.